Messenger RNA from Cetraspora pellucida, 537 nucleotides. The record is from the annotation of a GenBank genome assembly. NCBI's taxonomy places the organism in Eukaryota, Fungi, Glomeromycota, Glomeromycetes, Diversisporales, Gigasporaceae.
AUGUUAGGUCUUGGUGCAAGUGUGCAUAAGUUAAGUCACAAAGAAGUCACAAAUAUUAAAUAUAAGGUUCAUGGACCUAUGGAAGUGCACCUUAUUGGAAAUUCAGAUUUAAAAUUAGAUAUCUCAGAAUCCAUAUCUUAUUUAGUAAAGCAAAAUGUUGAGAACGAUAUUAUUGAGGAAAUCUGUAAGUUUCUCCUUCCAUUUCAAAAAUUACUUGCUAAAGAAGCUUGCGCUGUUAAUAAUAGGCUGGAAAAAGGAAAAGAUACUCUGAGUUUAAUCUCUCUCAAUUGUUAUUGCAUAUUUUGCAAUCGAUACUUGUUGCUGUGUAAGCAUAUUUUUCAUGAGCAUAUGUAUAGCAAUAAGCUAUUAACUAGUGAUGUAUGGAAGGCAUUUCAAGAAAUGUUUGAAGAAAAUGGGUUUGAGAUAUAUGAAAGUCAGGAAUCAUUCAUAGAAUAUAUGCAAACUAAACAACAAAAAGAAACUGAAAAUCAGAGAAUUGACAUGACUGAAUUAACUAAAAGAGUGCAUGAUAGAUAG